AUGUCGCAUCUCCGCGCUUUCAGACGGUCUCAACCAGAACUCCCAACCAACCCACCAAGCCCGCUUCGUCAUGGCUCAACGGCAUCAACGGAUUCCUCCGUUUAUUCUUCCUAUUCAAACUCCCUUGUGCCCAGCCGUACAAGUACUUUGUCGUCGAACUCGUCUGGCGGAUUCUUGUCAGAUUCGAACACUCAAAAGGGAAUGGUGAGCAGAAUCGGGGAACAAUUUCAACGAGCAUCCACCCCGCCAAGUGCUGGCGAGACCUAUGGAAGCAUUCGUCGCUCGCUGCGCUCACUUCCACAGGCACCUAAUCGCGCUUCUCCUCCACCAGAACGGGUCAGUCGACAGCGCAGCCAGACAAUGACGAACUCGAUAUUUCAACAUGACAGUAUACCGAAUGGAAAACCUGCCAAGAUCGAGACUUACGAUGAAGGCGGAAGUUUGCGACUACAGGAAAACAUUGGCAGGGCGGAGCAGGAAUCUUCUCCUUACAGUCGACGACAACAUAUCCGUACCCAAUCCACCCCUCAUGUUCCAGCCUUACCAACGUCAUUUACAGCACCAGAACUUGAAACUCUUCAGAAAUCCUCCACUGGACAUUUGCGGACUCUUUCAAGGUUUGCGCAAACUGAAAGCGAAGAUUUUGCCAUGGCGUCCGCUGUUCCUUCAGUUGCUGGUUUGCAGGGGCGUCGUCGACUUAAGCGUGCAGACUCAAUUCGGGCCUCAAAAUCUACAGCGGAUUCUCAGAAGAUCACAGCAUCUGCGUGGACGGAAAGUAGCUGGAUUGACAAACAACGGCAAUUUAUACAAGCUUACGAGUAUCUAUGUCAUAUUGGAGAAGCCAAGGAAUGGAUUGAAGAUGUCAUUCACAGGACUAUCCCGCCCAUUGUCCAACUUGAAGAGGCUCUUCGGGAUGGGGUCAUACUCGCCGAAGUGGUACAAGCCUUGUAUCCUCACCGGACAUUCCGCAUAUUCAGACAUCCCAAAUUGCAAUACCGUCAUUCUGAUAAUAUUGCUCUCUUCUUCCAGCUCCUCAGGGAGAUCGAACUCCCGGACUUAUUUUGGUUUGAGAUGAUCGACUUGUACGAAAAGAAAAACCUUCCGAAAGUGAUACAUUGUAUUCAUGCUUUGUCUUGGCUACUAUACAAGAAAGGGAUCGUUGACUUCCGUAUCGGGAACUUGGUUGGCCAGCUGGAGUUUGAACAUCAUGAAUUGGAACAAGUGCAGAGAGGUCUUGAUAAGUCAGGAGUUCCUAUGCCUAGUUUCUCUGGCAUGGGCGCAAGCUUCGGCGCGGAACCAGAACCAGCGCCAGAACCCGUCGAGUCGGAGGAGGAUAGGGUUCGUAGAGAGCUCCAUGAGAACGAAGCCAUUAUUUCGGACUUCCAAUCUCAGAUAAGGGGAGCGUUUGUGCGCCUGAGGCUUGGCAACGUCAUGCAGGAGUUGUGGGAUAAUGAGAGUGCAUUGAUCGACCUACAAUCAAGGAUACGAGGAGAAUGGUCCAGGGAAAUAAUGAACUACCGAUUAAGCAUGCGACGGUUUGCUGUGAAUUUGCAAUCAUCGGCACGAGGAUUCUUGGUUCGAAUGAGAUCUCAACAUAGUGAAAAAUACUGGAGAGAGAACGAGGCAGAUAUCCUGAUGCUUCAAAGUGUUGUUCGUGCAAAUAGGAUUCGUUCGGACGUUCAAUUACUGAGAACCAGAGCCAGAAAAGAGGAAUCUGGCAUUAAACGCAUCCAAGCAGCAAUCAGAGGAGCCUUGGCUAGAAGUCAAAUAGAUGACCAGUGUGAACAAACCAAAGAUGCCGAAAUGGAAGUUCUAUCCCUCCAGGCCGCGGUUCGAGGCAUGUUAGAACGACACCGAGUUUCUCGAGAUAGAUUAUCCCUAGAAAAGGGAGCUCACCAGAUAACAGUGCUCCAAUCUGCGAUUAGAGGUCUUUUUGAGAGAAAGCUUUACGAUUCCCAGAAGCUUCGAUUAGCGAAAAUGAGUGAUCAGUGGAUCACUUUCCAGUCCAUUGUCCGAGGCACUGCUGCCAGAGGAAGCUUUCAGGGUCUUCGAGCGGAACUGAAAGCCCAACUUCCAUCGAUUAUCAAAGUUCAAAGCGCUCUACGUGGUACUUUUUUGCGCACCUCCGUGGCAGCCAUUAUAAAUGCACUUCACGAUAACGAGGAGAAUAUCCUUACCUUUGAAUCUCUAUCCAGGGGUUUCCUUUUGCGGAAACGUCGACUACAAGACCAAAAUGCCCUCCUGUUGCAAAAUUCUGUGAUCACCAACCUACAAUCUCUUUCGCGCGCUGCCAUGCUAAGAAUAGAAAUCGGCGAUUUGCUCUGCGAGCUCGAAACAUCAAGGGACGAGGUCACUCAGCUCCAGGCCCUUGUUCGUGCGAUGUUUGUUAGGCUUGAUGUUGGCCAGGUUUUAGCCGAGCUGGAGGUAGAAGAACACAUAAUAGUUGACUUCCAGUCCAAUAUUAGAGGCCUUCUUGUGCGACAGCGCUUUGCUGAGAAACAGCGCUUUUAUCGGGAAAAUAUGGAGAAAGUAAUAAAGGUUCAAAGUUUUGUGAGAGCUAAGAUCCAAGGAGAAGCUUACAAAAGCUUGACUAGCGGAAAGAAUCCUCCGGUUGGAACCAUCAAGGCUUUUGUGCAUCUGCUUAACGACAGCGAUUUCGAUUUCGAUGAAGAAAUUGAAUUUGAACGUCUGAGGAAAACAGUUGUGCAGCAGGUACGGCAGAAUGAAAUGGCGGACCAAUAUAUUACGCAAUUGGAUAUCAAAAUUGCCCUUCUGGUGAAAAACAAGAUUACGCUCGAUGAAGUCGUGAAACACCAAAAACAUUUCGGUGGCCAUGUCGGAGCGCUACUCCCUAAUUCUGACCUAUCAUCUAAAGAUCCAUUUGACCUGAAAGCUUUGAACAAGACAUCGAGACGGAAACUCGAGCAAUAUCAGGAACUCUUCUUCGUUCUUCAGACGCAACCGCAAUAUCUUGCCAGGCUUUUCAGGCGCAUACGAGAGCAGGCUACCUCAGAAAAAGAAUGCGAGCGAAUCAAGCAUCUAGUCAUGGGAUUAUUCGGUUACUCACAGAAGAGGCGCGAAGAGUACUACCUGAUAAAACUUCUUGUGCGGUCCGCAAAAGAGGAGAUCAAUCACGCAUUUUCACUUCAAGAUUACACCAGGUGCAAUGCUUUCUGGAACAAAUUAUUCGCCGCCUAUACGAAGUCUCCGAAGGAUCGGAAGUUCAUGCGUGAUAUCCUAGGCGAACUUGUCAAGGAGCAUAUUAUCGAAAACACUGAACUUGACUUGGAAAGCGACCCUAUGCAGAUCUAUCGCUCCGCUAUUAGUAAUGAAGAGCUGCGUACUGGCAGGAAGAGCAGGCGCAGAAUCGAUGUUCCUAGAGAAGAGGCGAUUAGGGAUCCUGAAACGAGGGAAACAUUUAUUCGUCAUUUGCAGGAUCUUCGUGACAUUGCAGACCAGUUUUUUACAUCGCUAGAAGAAUAUCUGCCUCGAAUGCCGUUUGGGGUGCGAUUUGUUGCACAGCAGAUUUACGAACAUCUCUUGUCCAAAUUUGAGAAUGAGGAUCAUGGGUACGUUCUGCAGGUUACUGGGCAAUGGGUUUGGAAAAAUUACUUGUAUCCAGCGGUUCUGGAACCAGAGAGAUGUAGUGUAGUAGAUCGUGGCUUAACUCAGGAGCAAAAACGGAAUCUUGGUGAGAUCAGCAAAGUGAUAGCGCAGGUAGCGUCAGGUCGCCUUUUUGGUAACGAAAACGUAUAUCUUCAGCCGCUGAAUAGUUGGGUUGGGGAAGCGAUCCAGCGGUUAGGAACUAUAUGGGGUAAACUGAUUACUGUGCAAGAUGCGGAGUCGUAUUUCGAUAUCGAUGCCUUUAAUGACCUAUAUGCCAAAGCCAAACCAACACUCUAUAUAAAACUGUCUGACAUAUUCUCGAUCCAUCAACUUGUUGCUGCAGAGAUAUCCAACAUAUGUGUCGACCCAGAUGACCCUAUCAGAGAAGCCAUUCGCGAUUUGGGCAGUGUGAAGAGCAACGAAAAUGAGCUCAUGAGUGUGAGCUCAUCGGAAAUUAGUCUGACAUUAACGCCCAAACUGCACAAUGUUGAAGGCUCUUUUUAUGGAAACCAAACGGUAAGACGAGCGCAGUGCUGGUAUGCGCUCGUUCGGGACGAGCUAUCCUCGAGCAGUCGCAAACGUGGAGCAUAUUCGGAUUCAAACACCCUAAUCGACAUCGGGUCCAUGAGCUACCAGGAACUAAAGAGUACUGCGUUGGAAAACAUUCUGCGCCUGGAGCAAGCAGGGCGUAUAUCACGACGUAACAACUAUCAGGACCUUUUGAAUGCCAUCGCAGUGGAUAUCAGAACAAAACAUCGCCGGAGGAUACAGCGUCAACGGGAGUUAGAAAGCGUCCGGCUUACUCUUGAGCGAUUGAACGACCAGAGCGUAUAUUUGGAGCAGCAACUGAAGACAUAUAACGACUAUAUCGAGCAAGCCAUGAUAACUCUGCAGAAUAAGAAAGGGAAAAAACGUUUCCUUAUGCCAUUCACUAAACAAUGGGAUCAUGAACGUGAACUACAGCGAUCAGGGCGUGUCUUCAAGUUCGGGUCAUUUAAAUAUUCGGCCCGAAAUCUCUCCGAGAAGGGAGUCCUUUUAUAUUGGAAAGGAUACACCGAGCGGCAGUGGGAUCGAGUUGAUCUUACGAUUUCCAGCAACGAAGUUGGGGUUUUCACUAUCGAUGGAAGUUGCGGCAAUAUGAUGAUUCCAGGCGCCAACGCACAGAUUCCGCUAGAUGAUCUUCUCCAGGCGCAAUUCAACAAUACGCAAUUCAUGGACUUUUUUGAGGGGGCACUGCGGGUGAAUGUGAAUUUGUUUUUGCAUUUGAUUAUGAGGAAGUUUUAUAACGAGUAA
Molecule: messenger RNA, 4899 nt
Organism: Histoplasma mississippiense
Lineage: Eukaryota; Fungi; Ascomycota; Eurotiomycetes; Onygenales; Ajellomycetaceae
Exons: 4
Coding region: 1-4899 (1632 amino acids)
Biological process (GO): regulation of GTPase activity; regulation of actin cytoskeleton organization; mitotic actomyosin contractile ring assembly actin filament organization
Cellular component (GO): mitotic actomyosin contractile ring; cytoplasm
Molecular function (GO): GTPase activator activity; calmodulin binding; actin filament binding
Source: RefSeq, a predicted model, not a curated record